Messenger RNA from Scleropages formosus (Asian bonytongue), 1189 nucleotides. It is a transcript of the gene rpf1, whose product is annotated as ribosome production factor 1 homolog. The coding region runs from base 70 to 1131 and encodes 353 amino acids. Gene Ontology annotation, biological process: maturation of LSU-rRNA; maturation of 5.8S rRNA. The transcript has 9 exons. Lineage: Eukaryota; Metazoa; Chordata; Actinopteri; Osteoglossiformes; Osteoglossidae. Gene Ontology annotation, molecular function: rRNA primary transcript binding. The record is from RefSeq and is a predicted model, not a curated record. Gene Ontology annotation, cellular component: nucleolus; preribosome, large subunit precursor.
UCGCUACUGAAGACUUCCGGGUUAAAGAAUGAACGCGAGUGCGGUGCACGUGAAGAACGCGGACGCAUCAUGGAUGACGAGUUUUCUGCCGAACUCCAAAAUAAAACGAAGAAACUGAAGAAAAAGGCGAAAAAACAAAAGAAAGAAAGCAAAAUAGCAGUACAAAAUGCCGAACAAGACGCUAAUGAGCCGGAAAGUGUUGAUAGUGCCUCAGCGCCGGUGUUUCCGCCAACGUUUAGUGUGUCGGAAAUAAAAAACAAACAACGGAGACACCUUAUGUUUAUGAGAUUGAAGCAGGAGAAGAGAAGGGAAAAGUUGUCAUUGAAGAAGAAAAGGCGAAAAGAGAGAGAGGCCCUUGGUGAUGAGGCACCUCCAAAGCCAGUUCCCAAAACAAUAGAAAAUCAGAGAGUCUAUGAUGAAACCACAGUGGAUCCUGAAGAUGAAGAGGUUGCAUUUGAUGAGGGAACAGAUGAAUUUUCAGCUUACUUCAACCGUCUGACAAAUCCCAAAGUUCUUAUCACAACCUCAGAUAGACCAAGAGGGAGGACAGUGAGAUUUUGUCAGCAACUUGCCACAAUCAUACCGGAUUCACAUGUUUAUUAUCGAAGAGGUCUGGCUCUGAAGAGGAUUAUUCCACAGUGUAUAGCCAGAGGUUUUACGUACCUCAUUGUAAUAAAUGAAGAUCGCAAAGUACCCAAUGGCCUCGUCCUUUGUCAUCUACCAGAUGGCCCAACUGCACACUUUAAAGUCAGCAGUGUUCGUCUUCGAAAGGAAAUGAAGAGACGUGGCAAAGAUCCAACAAAACACACUCCUGAAGUCAUCCUGAACAACUUCACUACACGCCUUGGUCACAGCAUUGGUCGCAUGUUUGCUGCCCUUUUCCCUCAUGACCCAGAGUUUGUUGGGCGGCAGGUCGCCACCUUCCACAACCAGCGUGAUUUUAUUUUUUUCAGAUUCCAUCGGUACAUUUUUAAAAAUGAGAAGAGAGUGGGAAUUCAAGAACUGGGACCACGAUUUACUCUUAAACUACGAUCGUUACAGAAAGGUACCUUUGAUUCGAAGUUUGGAGAGUACGAAUGGGUUCACAAGCGCCAUGAGAUGGACACGAGCAGAAGAAAAUUCCACCUUUAAAGGAAAAAAGUGUUUUCAGGACUUUCACAAGAAAUCCAGCCUGUGCCAUAAUUUGGGA